AUGGGUAAAAAGAAACAUCAGGAGUACGAGUUUGGCGGUGGAAAAAAAGUAAGCAAAAAUAAUCGUAGUGGUUCGUCAAAAACAAAAAAAAACAAAGAUUUUCAAAAAGUCAAACUUCGAGCCGGCAAAUUUAGACCAAAAAAUUUGAAUGAAACUAAAUUACAAUUUCAAACAAGAUCCAUUUUCAUUCGUGAACAAAUAGCAAAAGAUUAUAAUACGGAAAAAAUCGAUGAAAUUAUUAUUCGUUUACAUCAUGGUACAGUAGCACAUAAAUUAACUGUACUCGAUACACUUAAACAACGAUUAAAUAAUGAUCCGUCAACAUGGAUGAAUUCGUCAGAUAAUUUAAUUGACAGCACAACAUCAUUAUUAUCCAAUGAACAUGUUAGUCUUUAUCGCUCGAGUUUAGAAUGUUUAAAACUAAUAUUAAAUCGUAUACAAUCAUCAAAUACUGAUCCUUUAGCUCCAUUUAUACCGUUAGUUUGUCAACGUCUUAUAUCAUUGAUCACAAAUAUAAACGAUGAUAUUCGUGAACGUUCAUUACCUUUUCUGGAAUUGUUAUUACAACAUUAUUCAUCAACAAACAAAAAUAAUGCUCUGUCAUCUCAAUCAUUGGCAGUUUUAGAAAGUUUAUUACAACAAAUGACAAAAAUGACACGUUCGGAUCAAAAAUUCAUAGUUAAUAUCGAAACAGCAACGUCAAAAACAUCAUCAUCAAAAAAUUGGCAUUCAAGAAUGUUAGAAGCAAUUUAUGAAUUAGUUGAAAUCUAUUUUAAUAAAAAUCAAAUUGAAAACAAUAGCUAUGAUCAAAUUAACAGUUUAGAACAGCAACAAGAAAAUAAACAAAUGAUUAAGUUAUAUGAUUCAUUCAGAUAUUCAGAAUCAAAACCAUUUAGAGCAAUCGAUAAUCUAUUUCAAGAUCGUUCUGAUUUGCCAAAAUUUUCUCGUGUUAUUGAUUUAUUAGUGAAUGUUUUAUUACAAUAUUGGUCUGAAAUGCGUAUACAUCUUCAUGAACGUCAACAUUAUCGAGAUGCACUAUUAUCAAUGUGGUUAUGUAUGAAAAUAUUAAGUAAAAUUAUGUUACCAUCAUCAACAGAUUUAAAUUCACUCUAUUAUCAAUAUGAUAUUAAACAGCUUAUUGCCAAACACGCAUCCCAAUUAAAAAAAUAUUUAUUAAAAAAUUUUCCAUUUGAUGAACAAUUAUACGGUGAUUUUAAUACUCAAAAUUUGAAAGAAAAUGUAACAAUAAGACGAUUAAAUAUAAAAAUAAUUGAUGUUUUAUCGAUUUAUUUUCCUGUUGAAAAUGUACAACAAACAAAAGAGACAUUGCUACCAAAACAAUUUGUUACAAUGAUUAAUUACAUGUUUGAUUUGUUGCAAAAAAGAAACUUAACGGAUAAUGAAGCGCGAGAUACGUUGAUGUUUGUCGAAAAAUGUAUUACAGCAUUUCAAGAUGAUGAGUUGACUACUAAAUCAAUCGAAGGAAUCAAAUUCUAUUUGCAAUUAUCAACACAUUCACUUCGUACACAUUACGUUGCAUUUCGUAUUCUAUGCGAUUGCAUAAGACAACAAUUAUUUAAAAAAUUAAAUUCUAAUUCAGAUUUACCUGCUAACGAAAUGGUAUGGUUUGUAGUUCAAGUUAUACGCUCAUCAGAAGAUGUAUUUAAUGAAAAUGAAAAAGAAAUUAUUUUACGACAAAUGACUCAAAUAUUUACAUAUAGAUUAGAACAAUUUUCAAAAUUAUUCACUGAAAUAUCGUUAGACUAUUUUGCCAUUUUAAAAACAUCAAAAGGUGUUCAACAACAUUUAUUAAUAACAUGGUUCGAUGGUCUUUCACCAAAUCAAACGUUAGAUUCAUCGGUAUUUUUGAGAAUUCAACAAUACGUUCAAUGGGAAAUACUUGAAUAUCAAAGUUUACAACAAUUUUUAUCUAUCAUCUUUAGACAAUAUGAUGUGUACGGCACUCAGUAUUGCUCAUUAGAUGAACUUUCACUAUUUUUACAUCAAUUAAUGUUUUCAUAUAAACUAGAUGGUUAUGUAUCAACAGAAAAUAUUAAAAAUAAUGAAUAUGAAUAUGGUUUAAAAUUUGUUAAACGAACAGAGGCAAUUGUUAACAAGUUACAAACAUUGAAAAGUAAUCACGAUGAUCUAUUUACAGCAUUAUGGACACGGCUUGCAAAUGAUUUAACAAGAUCUAGCAAAACAUUGAAAUGGUUUGAAUGGUGUGCGAUUUAUCUGCUAUAUUCUAUUGAUCAGUGGAUUGGUCCAAAUACUUCUAUUCAAACUCAAAUGGGUGCACAAUUUAUUAAUGUAAUUAAAAAAUGUAUUACUUACGGUAUUAUUGAACAACACAAGUCUCAAAAUAGUUAUAAGAAUGAAACAGAAUAUUUGUAUCAUUUAAUAUUGAAAUGUAUACGUCAGUCAGAUGAUUUGAAAAUUUUAUUAAACAAAUGUCUUGAAUUUGUUCAAGAACAAGAAAUAUGGGCAAUUUGUAAGGCUAUAUUGUGUGCAUUUACAAGCUUGUUAAAUUUUGCGCUAUUUUCAACAUUUUCAUAUCCAUCGCCACUUUUUCGUGAUUUAUCAGCAAAUUCUCAAGAAAAACAUCCAAUAUCAACACCAAUACCCCAACAGUGCACACUAUUUCUAUUCUACUUGACAAAACAAACAACAACAAUAAAAAAAGCACUAUUUCACGUUAAAACCGACAUGCGUGAAUAUCGUUUAAAACGAAACUCUGAUCCUCUUUCGUCUUUUCACGAACGACAGAAUAAUUUAACAAAACAAUUUGAACGAGCACAUCAAAUGUUACAAAAUCUAAAAGAUUUUGUUACUUUGGGUCACUUUAUCCAAAUGAAUAAUGAAGAAGAUAAGAAAGGCAAUGAUGAACGACAUUAUAAUAACUAUAUUAUUCCAUUUCUAAAAUUAAAUAAAACACGUAAAGAGAUGCGAUCAAUUGUUGAUGUCUUAUUUCAAGAAGGAAAUAAUUAUGGUAAUCAACUAUUUGCAAAUAGAAUGUUAUUAUAA
Molecule: messenger RNA, 3024 nt
Organism: Didymodactylos carnosus
Lineage: Eukaryota; Metazoa; Rotifera; Eurotatoria; Philodinida; Philodinidae
Source: the annotation of a GenBank genome assembly